UUGCUCAGAAAUAAAAAGUCGCAGCCCUGUGCUUUUUGAGACCACUAGGCUCAGUCACAGUACCCUUGGAGCACUAUGGCUGUGACACUGGGUUACUGGGACAUCCGUGGGCUGGCUCACGCCAUCCGCCUGCUCCUGGAAUACACAGACUCAAGCUAUGAGGAGAAGACAUACACGAUGGGGGAUGCUCCUGACUAUGACAGAAGCCAGUGGCUGAGUGAGAAAUUCAAGCUGGGCCUGGACUUCCCUAAUCUGCCCUACUUGAUUGACGGAGCUCACAAAAUCACCCAGAGCAAAGCCAUCCUGCGCUACAUUGCUCGCAAGCACAACCUGUGUGGGGAGACAGAGGAGGAGAAGAUUCGUGUGGACAUUUUGGAGAACCAGACUUGGGACUUCCGUGUACAGUUUGGCAUGUUCUGCUACAAUCCCGACUUUGAGAAGCUGAAGCCUGAGUUCUUGGAGGGCCUCGCUGACAAGAUGAAGCAUUUCUCCCAGUUCCUGGGGAAGCGGCCAUGGUUUGCAGGGGACAAGAUCACCUUUGUAGAUUUCCCGGCUUAUGAUGUCCUUGAUAUGCACCGAAUGUUUGAACCCAAGUGCCUGGAUGCAUUCCCCAACCUGAAGGACUUCAUGUCCCGCUUUGAGGGACUGGAGAUUUCUGCAUACAUGAAGACGAGCCGCUUCCUCUCCAAACCCCUAUUUUUAAAACUAGCCAAGUGGGGAAACAAAUAGGACUGUAUAAUGACAAGACUCAAAAAGAGGAUCUGUCUACACCCUUGGCCCUCUCACCUGGCUCCCCACAUGGCUAUCUCAGUCUUCUCCAUCCUUUCUCCCUCCUUCUACUCCCUUCUCCGCAAUGCCUAUAAUCUCCUUUUUCUACUCAGGCCCACCUGCAAGUGAGCCUCUGUAAGCUUCAGAUCUCCAUUUCUUCAGCAAAGUCAUCCCACUCUCCAAUUGUAGUCCUGGCUUUGAAUCCAACCAGACAACCUCUGUCUUGAUUGGAGGAGCUUGACUGACCCUAGUCCCAACAUUGCCUGAAAGAUAACUCUACCUGGUGCAUAGGCCUGGGCCUCCAGUCCUGUGUGACCCCUUCCCUGCCUAGUAAAGCCUGAGCUACACGA
Messenger RNA from Dipodomys spectabilis (banner-tailed kangaroo rat), 1118 nucleotides. RefSeq names its product glutathione S-transferase Mu 1-like. Gene Ontology annotation, molecular function: glutathione transferase activity. Lineage: Eukaryota; Metazoa; Chordata; Mammalia; Rodentia; Heteromyidae. The record is from RefSeq and is a predicted model, not a curated record. The coding region runs from base 76 to 729 and encodes 217 amino acids. Gene Ontology annotation, biological process: glutathione metabolic process. The transcript is spliced from 8 exons.